GGCGCUCUUAAAACCUAGCUCCUGACUUUUCCUCAAGUUCAAUUUUUUGGGAUUCCCUCCCACCCCCAUCGCAUCUCGUCCUUUUACUUGCCAGUUGUGACUAUUUAACCCAGUUUACCUCUCCUUUUUUUCGCUUCUGCGGCGCGCAUCGCAUCGUCCCGCGUCUUCCUCCUCUGCUGCAGCUCUCCACUCGGACUCCUCUCUCUCUAUCUCUCUCUGCUUUUAUCUAAGGUUUUAUUGUUCUACUUUAAAGAAUGCGAACAUUUUUCAUCUGUCGCCUGUGUGGCCACAUGACGAGCUGCUCCUGAACAUUUUGCUUCGGUCUCUCUCAGGUCUGACGCGCCUGAACCUGUCCAUGGUGCUGAAACCGGUGCGCUGCUGCUCCCAAAUUUCCACAAAUACUUUUUUAUUUGUGCGUAUUUUCGCGCUCUGCAGACAAUUUCAGCAAUAGCUGCUUCAUCUUCCCGGCGAGGCUUGUGAACUCAAAACAAAAGGAGUUGGUCCUAAAGGAAGCAGAAAGAAGAGACUACAGCGGCCGCAUCGAUUUUCAGGAGGACUCAUCUUCCUAGACUUGACACACACACAAAAAAAAUCGGAUGCAUGGACGAUUGUUGUAACGCAACUUAGCCUGGAGAUAUUUGCUCUCUAGUUGCGGAGCUGGAAAUAGCGGAUCUUCAUUUGUAGCGUAUCCAGAAACAUUUCUCUUGGUGCGGGGAGGGGGGUUGAGUCUUCCUGUCUCCUCUGCUGGAUCAACUUCGACUUAAACAACCCCCCCUCCCUCCCUAAAAUAAAACUUGUCCUGAAUACCAAAUGGUAGUUUGAGGAGGCCUCGAUCGAGACAAUGGAGGCGUCCGCCAACGGGUCCAGUUUUGGCAUCGACUCGCUGCUGUCCCACAGGCCUGGAAGUCCGGUGUCCAAGGGGGACAGCCUGGUCGGGGAGUGCCGCUCGCCUCUGGAAUUCAGCCCGCGAUCAGACGUGGAGAGCGGCUGUUCGUCGCCUCCGUCGCCGAGGAGGGAGUGCGUGGACGAGGUGGCCCAGAGGCAAGGUCACGGCGUCGGCCUGCCGCCGCACCUGCAGCACGCGCAGAUCUCGGCGGGGUCGCAGCAGAGGACCGUGACCUCGUCGUUCCUCAUCAGAGAUAUUCUCGCGGACUGUAAGCCUCUGGCCGCGUGCGCGCCUUACUCCAGCAAUGGACAGCCGACUCAGGAGGCGGGGAGGCUGGCGUCGAAGAUAGCGGAAGACUUUAUGGAGAAAAUCCACAGCAACUCGUCGUCAGACAGUGAAUACAAAGUGAAAGAGGAGGGGGACCGGGAGAUCUCCAGCAGUAGAGACAGCCCUCAGGUCCGGCUGAAGAAGCCCAGGAAGGCCCGGACGGCCUUCACGGACCACCAGCUGGCGCAGCUGGAGCGCAGCUUCGAGCGGCAGAAGUACCUGAGCGUCCAGGACCGCAUGGAGCUGGCGGCCUCCCUCAACCUCACCGACACACAGGUCAAGACCUGGUACCAGAACCGGAGGACAAAGUGGAAGAGGCAGACGGCGGUGGGACUGGAGCUGCUGGCGGAAGCUGGAAACUACUCCGCCCUGCAGAGGAUGUUCCCGUCCCCGUACUUCUACCCGCAGAGCCUGGUGUCCAACCUGGACCCCGGAGCGGCCCUCUACCUGUACAGAGGCCCCUCGGCGCCGCCGCCGGCCCUGCAGAGACCCCUGGUCCCGCGGAUCCUGCUGCACGGCCUGCAGGGGGGCAGCGAGCCGCCGCCUCCGCCGCCUCUGCCCCCCAUGUCCGGCGUGCUUCCCCGGCCAGCUCAGCAGCGGUGAGCCGGCCCCUGCAGAUUUUUUUUUUUUUAAGUUGUUUUUUUUUUGUACGCCGACCCUGGCAGCUCGGGACUCACGAGGAGAAAGAAAGACAGACAAAAUAAAAACGGUGACGAACAAGAAUAAUAAAAUAAAAAACUGCUCGAGGCCUUUAUAUGGUGUGUAAUGGCCGGUGUGGGCUGAACUCUGUGGACGCAGCUUUGUGACUGAACCUGUCUGUGUGGAGGGACUUUUUUCUGUUCUUUUGGGACAUGAGCUUUAUUUAUAACUUAUUUAUUUUUCAAUAUGAAUCAAAGCAUCUAAGUUAUGUAUUUAUUUGAUCCAAGCUUCAGUAUUUUCAGUGUUCUCCACAACAAAAGACGCAAGUGUUGGUGGCACUUUGACCUAGAGUUGAAUGCCAAUUACACCCCCUGUUGGCAUCAUUAUUAUUAUUAUCAUUAUUAUUAUCAUUAUUAUUAUGUGGACAUCCUUCCAUGUAAUAUUAACAUAAUGUACUUAGUGGAUCCAAAGGAACAAUUUUUCUUUCCUAAACCUGUCAUUGAUUUUUGUUUACACGUGAACAACAAGAUGAUCAGCAGUCAUAAACCUGUAAAUAAGAAUAUUUUGCAUUUUAUUCGAAAGAGACUGUUUUAAAGAUUUUCUUUUGUUUUGUUGGUUGGUUGGUUUGAUCUACGAGUGCGUCUUUCUCAGACCACGGUGAUCCAGUUUAACAUAAUAGGCUAGAUUAGCCAUCAGAAACUUAUACAGGCGACGAGUCAAAAAUGAAAAAUAAACCUUAAAAAAAAAUGUGAGGAAAGAAUGCCUGGACCCACAUAUAGGCACAAACACGAGAGCUACGGAAAGAAAGAAAUCUAUAUAAAGUCUUUUUCUUGUUCUUAGUUGAAGUUUUAGCGGAGUAAAAAAAAUGUCAAGUAAUUUAUAAAAAAAAAAAAAGCAGUUUUAUCCCCGCAGAGGG
Epinephelus fuscoguttatus (brown-marbled grouper) is the source of this 2768-nucleotide messenger RNA. It is a transcript of the gene barhl1b, whose product is annotated as BarH-like homeobox 1b. Bases 842 to 1816 code for a protein of 324 amino acids. Gene Ontology annotation, cellular component: nucleus. Gene Ontology annotation, biological process: regulation of transcription by RNA polymerase II. The record is from RefSeq and is a predicted model, not a curated record. NCBI's taxonomy places the organism in Eukaryota, Metazoa, Chordata, Actinopteri, Perciformes, Serranidae. Gene Ontology annotation, molecular function: DNA-binding transcription factor activity, RNA polymerase II-specific; RNA polymerase II transcription regulatory region sequence-specific DNA binding. The transcript has 3 exons.